Mytilus californianus (California mussel) is the source of this 2973-nucleotide messenger RNA. Its product is annotated as extracellular tyrosine-protein kinase PKDCC-like. NCBI's taxonomy places the organism in Eukaryota, Metazoa, Mollusca, Bivalvia, Mytilida, Mytilidae. Gene Ontology annotation, biological process: protein phosphorylation. The record is from RefSeq and is a predicted model, not a curated record. Bases 251 to 1510 code for a protein of 419 amino acids. Gene Ontology annotation, molecular function: ATP binding; non-membrane spanning protein tyrosine kinase activity. The transcript has a single exon.
UUGGAAUCAAAUUUAAUCGCCAUUAGCUCUUAGCCGACUGGGAUUUUUUUACAAACAAAACAGUGUUGCAUUUUUUUCCAAUUUAAAAGCGUACAACUGAUAAUGCUGAUGAUUUGCUCAAAUCGUUACUACAACAGAUAUGAAAUGGUUAUAAAUUCAAUUUAAAAAGUCAAAGGAUUUAUUUACCAUCGAAAUUAGGAUAUCUUUUUCACUCAAAUAUACUCCAAAGUGAUAACAAAGUGUAACAAAGAUGGAUAGACGUUACAUGAAGUUGUCUCUUAUUUUUGUGCCUAUAAUAGUAUACCUGUCCAUUAUGUUUCGUGUAAUUGAUAACUUCUGUGAAGAAACAGACAUAUCAACAGAUGAAACCGUUCAUUCGACAGCCGUACUGAAAAAUAACAAACCUGAUACAAACAUGUCUCGUUAUUUACAAUCAUUGGUUAAAAAAUAUGACGAACUGGAACAGGAGAAAGUCUAUUUACUUUCACUUAUCAAAAGUUUAUUGGGCCGAAAUACAUUAUCCCAAGAUAAGAAUAAUUUCAUGAACGAAUUGGAUAAAAUGGUGCACCCAAGAAUUAUAAAAGCACAAAAACCUAAAUCUGAUUGGUCAUCUACCGAAACAAAUAUCGUGAAACCAAAAUACCUUUUCAACUGUACAAAUAUAAACAAGAUUUCAUUAAAACAAAAAAUCGGACAUGGAGUAUCAAAACAAGCCUUUUUAGGUAUUUACCACGGCCAAGAGAUUGCUGUAAAAAUGGUUACUAGACAUCAGAAGGACGUAAGAAACUGCCUUCAAAAAUUGUCAGAUGAAGAUAUAGUCAAAAGACACGAAUGCUUCAUGUUUCCAAACAUGAAGUUAAUGAAGGAAAUUCUCUUGCUAGAACAAAUGGAUCACCCGGGAUUCAUAAAACUGUUAGGAUAUUGUGUAAGGAGCGAAGAAACCGACAGCACCGACCUAUCCGAACACGGCGUCACCGCAGUGUAUGAAUAUGGAAAGCGAUUAAACGUAGCUAAUUUACAGUUUAACACUUUCGGCAGUAGACUUCAGCACGCAAUCGAUCUUGCGGACUUUUUAUCUUAUUUGGACAAUUCCCCUUUGGGAUCUUUAAGAGUUAGAGACUUCAAAGAAACCCAUUUUCUUCUAGUAAACAGUUCAAUCAAGAUGAUCGAUUUAGAUGAUGUUGAUAAUCUAGAACCUUCCUGUGACAUUUAUUAUGAUACUCAAGACACCGAAUACGGUAAUGAAACUAAAGCGAGAAGUACCACAUGUGAAUUUGAUCUUCCGUGCUAUAUGGGAUUGUGCAUUGGAUCGAAUGCAAAAAAUAACUUAAAAAUGAUGAAUAAGCUAUUUCUAAGCCGAUUAUUGCACCCUAAAUUAUUUCCUAGUAGUGUAAGCGAAAAAGUAAGUGAUUUAUCAGCUCGAAUUGACACGUCAAAUAUUUCUGCUGAUGUGCUUGUACAACAAUUAUCUAACAUACAGAAAAUUUUAUUUUCAGUGUAUGGUCAUUAGCUCAUGUACAUGUAUGAAACACACAUAAACAAAUAAAAUGAAAACAAAACAAAACAAAACAAAUUCCAUAUAGAGAUCAUCAUACGAACUUCAAAAAUGUAUAAGUGUCUAAACAAUAUGUCAAAGUUUAAAAUCUUAAAAAGUUGUCGAUAAAUCUAUUAGAGGCUAUCUAAGAUUAACACCAAAUUCUCUAGAACACUUAAACGAUAAGAUAUAUAACAUAAGCAGAUGUGGUAUGAUUGCUAGUGAGACAACUAUCCAACAGACCAUAUGUCGUAGAUGUUAGAUAUUAUAACAUGUCACGAAAUUAUUUGCUUGGGACAGGCAUAUGUAUACGAAUUAAAGGAUAUAUGGGGUAUAUGACAUGUCAAUAAGACUUGGGACAGGCACAUGUACACGUAUAAAAGGAUGUAUGGGGUAUAUGUCAAUAAGACUUGGACCAGGCACAUGUAAACGUAUAAAAGGAUGUAUGGGGUAUAUGUCAAUAAGACUUGGGACAGGCACAUGUAAACGUAUAAAAGGAUUAUAUGGGUUAUAUGUCAAUAAGUCAAUAAGAUAUGGGACAGGCACAUGUAUACGUAUAAAAGGAUAUAUGGGGUAUAUGCCAAUAAGACUUGGACAGGCUCAUGUAUACGUAUAAAAGGAUAUAUGGGGUAUAUGCCAAUAAGACUUGGACAGGCACAUGUAUACGUAUAAAAGGAUAUAUGAGGUAUAUGCCAAUAAGACUUGGACAGGCACAUGUAUACGUAUAAAAGGAUAUAUGGGGUAUAUGCCAAUAAGACUUGGGACAGGCACAUGUAUACGUAUAAAAGGAUAUAUGGGGUAUAUGCCAAUAAGACUUGGACAGGCACAUAUAUACGUAUAAAAGGAUAUAUGGGGUAUAUGUCAAUAAGACUUGGGACAGGCACAUGUAUACGUAUAAAGGUAUAGGACAGGCACAUGUAUACGUAUAAAAAGAUAGGACAGGUACAUGUUUACGUAUAACAGGAUAUAUGAGGUAUAUGUCAGUAAGAAAGCAAUAAAAAAAACACAGAAAGCUAGAGGUCAGACUAGGUAUUCAACACUAGACAUCUCCCACUGUCUAUACUAUAUUUUAAGCUCUAAAUCUUAUAAAUAAAAACAGAACCAAUGUUUGUGAAGUAUUUCUUUUAUCAAUGGUUCUAUCUUAAUUAUGGAUUUCAUGUAACGCGAAGUAUAAUUUUAGAAAUGGUUGUACUAGCUCUUUAAAAAAAAAUUACAUUCAUUUAUUAUGGUCUAUUGUAAUCAAAUUGUAGUAAAUUUAAAGCAUAGUAAUAAUUAAUUAUUUUAUACAGUAUGAAAAUAAUUUAGCAAUUUCAAAAAGGAAUGUAUAUCUGAAUGAUACGAAAAAGAUAAGUGUAGUUACAAAUAAACUAGAACAGACACUGGUAUUGUCAUGUUGCAUAUCAAGAACGAAGGAAGUUUUGUGUUUAUUUGAUUAUGCU